UCUCUCUCUCUCUCUCUCUCUCUCUCAACCAAUCAAUCAAUGGUGUAAUGUAUUUACGACAGUGAUUGGAUAUUAAACUAACAGCUGAGACCAAUUUUGGCCAUCCAUAUAUUCAUAUAUUAUAGCAAACUGAACGCAAUACUACUAAUAUCUUAUAUCAUUACCCAAUACCACAACUUAAGUGAUAUUACGUGGAUUAUGUUUCAUUAUUUCAUCUGUAUGUAGUUUAAUUAGCAAUGUUGACGAUGUUGAGAGUAGUUUCAUUAGCCGGUGAUUAACUCGGCUAAUUCUGCAUAUAUAUCAUAUAAUUUAAAGGAUACCUUUGCUCAGUACGGUGGGCCGUGUAAAUCACUUGAAUCUAAUGAGCAUUCUGAACUCCGAGACCCGCUACCAUUUAGCUAUCAUUUAGUUUUUGAGAGAUAUGCAGUUUAUACGGACACUGUGGAAAAAGUGAUGUUUGAAUUCCAUGUUGUACUUUGGGUUUUACCAAUCAGAAGGUGGCCAUAACGACGAUGACGAAACCGUACAGGAUCGGAUUUAUAAAUGCUGCCAGUACGCAAUAAAGAUUCAUAAUUCGACGCUUUUCGAGAAACUGUACCAGACAAUAUCCCACAACGAUAUACAUUCAUCGAAUCUUUUCCAAGAGGCUUGUAGAGUAGGUUGUAUAGCUACCAUGGAUCUGUUGAUUAAAUCUGGUCUCAAAGUGAACAAUGACUACCCCGGAUUAGCGGAGGAUGAUAGCGCAAGUCCCCUCCUGUUGGCCGUGGAGAAUGGAAACGCGAAUAUUGUGAAGUACCUUUGUUCGCUGCCGGAAAUUGAUAAAAAUGCUGCAAAUAAAUAUGGCAAGACAAGUAUAAUGGUGGCUGCCAAUAAAGAGAACUCCGUCUGCCUUGAUGCACUGAUUUCCGGCGGAUGUGACGUUACCGCUGUUGAUAAAUCGGGAAAUACUGCCUUACACCACGUUUGUUAUCCGUUAAAACGAUCGAACAAAGCAUUACAGUGUAUGAAAUUACUAAUUAAUGCCGGAUGCGACAUUAAUGCUCGGAAUCAUUACGGUGACACAGCCGUACACGCCGCUCAAGUUAGACUCCAUUAUCAUCUAGUUCAGUUUUUGAUCUCUAAAAAUUGUAUUGUUGGUCCAAACGACUUCAGAGAUGUUCCUUGUUUAAAAAGUUUGUGUUCUGGCAAGACUUACAGCAUUAUUCGACAAGGCUCACUUUAUUACUUCAAUGGAUUCACGUGGUGUUGCCAAGGCACUGUUACUAAGAACGAUAACUCUAAUCUAAUCAAUUCUAGAAAGUCAUCUGUGGCCUUCCAAUCCCUUAAAGACGCCUGCCGAUUUGAAAUUCGUACUUUAUUAGGAACAAAUAUAGCUGAAAAGGUUAGCAAAUUAGGCGUGCCACAUAUUAUCCAGGAUUAUAUUUUAUUAAAAGAUAUUCUGCCGGAUAACUGCUUUAUAGGCUAAUAGGUAUAUCCCACCCUAUGAUGUAUAGCUAAUAGUUAUAAUUGCCUUAACACCGACAUUGUGCAAUUAUGUUUCCAUAUAGCCUUUGGCAAUAUCAGUUGGGUUGAAAUGACAUCAAUGAACAAACCAAGAAUUGUUUAUUAUUGUGAAGUGUCUGAUGGACAUACGUUGUUUAAGACGUUUGGGUGUUUCUGGAAUUAAUCUAGGUCUGGUUGUUUGCUUGCCGGUUUGACAUAAUCGUGUUUGUGUAUUUAUUGUACUAAGCAUGUACAUACUGCGCACAGUACCCGGACAGAAAGGAUUGUCGGAUAGGUUACGGUCGAGGGUCAUUUUUAAUUACACUUUUUAUUUACCAAUCCCAUUAAUUUCCGAUAUCAAUUAUAUUUCAAUUACUUUCUAACAUCUGAGAUAUUUGCUUUGAAGAGAGAGCUCUAAACACGUAAACUGGUUUACAAAUCAAAUUAUCUGCUUUGUUUUAUAUAUACUAUUCAAAAAAAGUAGGGGAUAUUUGAUUUUUAAGUGUUAUUAAAGUCACCUAAUGAAACUGACGAAGAAACAAAUGACAAAAUGAAAUGAAGUUCACAUUCAUCGAUUUAUUCCAAAUGAUCGUUAGACUAAGUAAGGCACAGACUGACCAUUAUAAGGGUAAAAUGAUACCCGGGGUCAAACAGCAAAGUUACCACAGCAUCACAACCAAGUCAGUAACGGGUAAAUCCUCCUCUGUUUGCCAAACAAGCAUUGAUCCGACGUGGCAUACUCCUAAUGAGACGUCUAAGGACAUUUUGGUCCAGAUUGUCCCAUUCCUGUUGCAACGCAGCAGCAAGUUC
Messenger RNA from Patella vulgata (common limpet), 2292 nucleotides. Its product is annotated as ankyrin repeat and death domain-containing protein 1A. The transcript is spliced from 2 exons. The record is from RefSeq and is a predicted model, not a curated record. Gene Ontology annotation, molecular function: protein binding. NCBI's taxonomy places the organism in Eukaryota, Metazoa, Mollusca, Gastropoda, Patellidae. The coding region runs from base 467 to 1465 and encodes 332 amino acids.